This is a messenger RNA of Diabrotica virgifera virgifera (western corn rootworm), 4992 nucleotides long. Its product is annotated as protein hairy. Bases 170 to 1030 code for a protein of 286 amino acids. Gene Ontology annotation, biological process: anterior/posterior pattern specification; regulation of neurogenesis; regulation of transcription by RNA polymerase II. The record is from RefSeq and is a predicted model, not a curated record. NCBI's taxonomy places the organism in Eukaryota, Metazoa, Arthropoda, Insecta, Coleoptera, Chrysomelidae. Gene Ontology annotation, molecular function: DNA-binding transcription factor activity, RNA polymerase II-specific; RNA polymerase II cis-regulatory region sequence-specific DNA binding; protein dimerization activity. The transcript is spliced from 3 exons. Gene Ontology annotation, cellular component: nucleus.
ACUUUGCAAUGCGGCAGUUGCAGUAUUCCAUUCUCACCGACCGUUUUGAGUAGUCCGUAGUGGUGGGAAAAGGAGCGUGCGACAGCAGCAAUCAGCUAAUCAGCAAUCAGUUGUCAUUAAGCCGGAGAGAGCAGUGGUUAGUGCAGUUUUGUGAUUUAAGAAGAUUACGAUGGUUACUACCACGAAUGCGGUCACUAGUACUAGCAUGAUUCAAGGAAAUAGUACGACGCCUACAUCUAACACCCCUGGCACAGGCGAGAAUAAUAAUGGUGUUAAGAGAAUUAGUGAUAAUAGAAGGAGUAACAAGCCUAUUAUGGAGAAAAGGCGGAGGGCGAGGAUAAAUAACUGUCUCAAUGAGUUGAAAACGCUCAUAUUGGACGCCAUGAAAAAAGAUCCUGCCAGACAUUCAAAGCUGGAAAAAGCUGACAUCCUGGAGAUGACAGUCAAGCAUUUACAGAACCUUCAAAGACAGCAAGUCGCUAUGUCAGCGGCAGCAGAUCCCUUAGUAGUUAAUAAAUUCAGAGCAGGGUUUAGCGAGUGCGCUUCAGAAGUCGGCAGAUUUCCAGGUCUAGAUCCAAUCGUCCGACGAAGGUUACUCCAGCAUCUAGCCAACUGUCUCAGCCAAGGUUCCAAACCACAAGAAGUUCCUCAAGUACAAGUUCACAUACUUCCAAACACUCAAAAACCUUUAGAACAGCAAGUACCCCAAAGCAGUGGCAUUAUUCUUAGUAACGGUAACGGUACUGGAGUUCAACUAGUACCGACAAGACUACCGAAUGGAGAUUUAGCUCUGGUACUUCCUACGACCUUACAAACACAGCCCCAGUAUUCACCGGCGGCAGUACCAUUAUUAGUGCCGAUAGUACCGGAAAGAACCGCUUCAACCACAUCAGCGACCAGCAGUUACUCGAAUUAUUCUCCCAGUCAUAGUCCAGAGCCUAUGGAGUCUAUGUACAGCCAACCCAAGCCUUUGUCUUUGGUUGUAAGGAAAGCGGAGCCUGAGGAAGAUAAACCUUGGAGGCCUUGGUGAAAGAGACUAUGUGAUUUUAAUAUUGAUUCUUUUAAAAAAUUGCUUAAUAAUUAUUUUCAACUUCACUCAGCGGCAAAAUUAACGGAACACCUUAAAAAUGGGACAUGUUAAAUGUGUCAAAUUUCCUAAACCUGUCGUCCGAUUUGAGUGAUUUUUUAGUAUGUUAUAGCCUUAUUCUUUAAGAAGAUCGAUGUAAUAAUUACUGUUGCUAGACAGGUACAUGUCAUUUUUUUAUACCGGGUGUAACAAUCAAUAUAUACUGUGUUUUUCCUUAAAGUUCGGGAAAUAUUCUAGCACAUUUAAAAUAUUGAAAUUAAAACUCAAUUGUAGCCCUAGGCUUCAUUAACAUUUUCUUUUUUGAUUCAUUUGAUUAUUAUGGAUAAUACGUUAACAACUAGUCAUGUUUUCAUAAAUAAAUCCUCAUUUUCUGGUUAGUUUAAUAGACAAGCCUAAAGUAGGCUAUGAGAAAUUACCAAUUUAAUAGAUGUCAAAUUGUCAACAGUCAAAAAGUGUCUGGUUUGUUGUGAACAUUAGCAGAUUUAUUAUUUAAAGUUUCAAUUAAGUCAGUAUUUUUUUGUUGUUUGGUGGAAAUGGAACACGCUACAAGGAAUUUGACCCGCGACGAGUGUGUUUAAUCAGUGAUCUUACAUAGCGAGGGACUUAGCUACCAUGGUAUCGGCUCCUUAUAUUGGUAACAAUUUUUUGCUAAUGCACGAUAAUACAAGACCUCACGUUCACAAACUGUAAUCAAAUAUUUACAACAGGUAAAUCUUCGGACUUUGAAUUGGCCAUCGCAUAGUCCAAAUCUUACCGAUCGAACAUGUGUAUGACAUAAUUGGCAGAAGUCUACGACAGCGUUUUUCACCUCCUAGAACCUUACAAGAGGUAGAAACAGUAGCUCUCGAAAUUUGGAACGAUAUUGAUCAAGACCAAAUAGCAUACCUCAUUUGUAAUAUAAAAGUACAUAGUUACAAUUGAGUUAUUUCAAUAUUUUAUAUAUGCUAGAAUAUUCCACAUACAAUUGAGUUAUUUCAAUAUUUUAUAUAUGCUAGAAUAUUCCACAGAGUGUUCCGAACUUUAAGGAAAAAACACAGUAUGAUUGUUACACCCGGUAAAAAAUGACACCUGUCUAGCAACAAUAUCAUUACAUUGAUUUUCUUAAAUAAUAAGGCUACCUAUAACAUACUAAAAAAAUCACUCAAAUCGGACAACAGCUUUAGGAAAUUCGAGACAUCUAACAUGUCCCAUUUUUAAGGUGUUCCGUUAAAUUUGCCGCUAUGUUUAUAUAGAUUAUAUUUUUUAAUUAUUUCCGAGGAUGAUUUCUUAAAAGACCAAAGUUAUUGUCAUUAAAAUGACCAAUAACAAAAACAUAAUUAUUUCUUUGAAAACUGGUUUAUAACUAGAGACCGGAAUAUAUACAACCGAAAACAGAAUGUAAGAUCACAUAUGUAAUAAAAUUGCACUAAAAAUGCACUUUUAAAAUUUGCCUUAAUAUACCUACACCUUUAUUACACUAUUAGACUCGAAAAACCAUAAAUAAAACUAAUGUAAAUUUCGGAGAUUCUAACAGCUACUUAUUCCUAUAAGCUUCACUGACACUUUUGGAUUUCGGAAAAAUCCGUCCCACUAAAAAUGUUUAUGCAUGUUUCAUUCAGAAAAUAUUAGCAUUAUACAUUUUUUUUCUCAUAGAAAUAUGCCUAUAUGUGCAAUUUCUUGUAAAAAUAUGAAAUUUAUGCAAAAUAUGCUAGAUAUACAAAAAUGUAUUUUGAUAUAUUUCAGUCUCUAUUUAUAACUAUAAUAUAUUGAUAUUUUUUAAAAGAACUGAUAUUUUGAAAUACGAAAAAUGUGAUAUAUCUUACUGUAGAUUAUACUAAAUCAGUAUUAAGAUUUGCCUUAUUUGGAUAAAACUCAUUCUAAUACUUCGCUUGUUUAUUUUUAUCUUUUAGAAAGAAGUUUCUUAAUUAUGUUUAUUUCUUAUUUUAAAGCAGAAGAUACCCUUACUAGUGUAGAAUAAGUCUCGAAAAGAGAAGAUAUCAUUGUUUUUGAAACAGUACAACCAACCGUUGUCUUUAAUUGGUUGUUUAAAUAAUAGAGAAGUUCAGUAUUUUCUUUGUUUGAUACUGAAGCAUCGUUUUUUGUAGCAUCUUUAGUAAUGCCACUGAAAGCUUUUGGGCCUACAAAGGUUUCCCUCGAGCCUUGUUUUGCCAACAGAUCUCGUUCACUUCCAUGCACCCCUUCAGGGCCCGGCACGCAUAUUAAAGGCACUUUAUUAUCUCUUGCCAAGUUGUUGACGAGAUCUUUUACAGUUCCUCAUUAGAUUUGGUUUGGUGAGUUGGUUCUUUACUUCCAGAAUAGCCUCUUGGCUAUGUAAAUUUUAAUUUUCUAUGCUUUGAGAUCAACGUCUAUGAUUUCAUCAAUGUAGGACACCAAAGCAAAAAUUUCAGCCUGGAACAUAGUUGUAUAUCGACCUAGGCUAAAAGAUUUAUUAUAAUUACAUGUCUGCCCAAAGACUCCUGUCCAUUGGCAGUUUUAGAUUCAUCAGUGAACCAUAUUAAGUCCUCAUUAAUAUUUGGCACUUUUUGUUCUCUAGAUGGUGUAAAUCUUCUCAGUGAAGAUUAUUUUUGAUGCCAUCGUAUGUAAGUUCAUCAUAAAGAUGGUUUCCUCAAGAGUAUAGUCCUAGUAGUGUUUUGUGAGUCCAUUCAGUACAUAGUUCGACCUCCAAGUAUUAUUUGCUAUGAGUCUCUUGAUGAUCGUAAAUGCUACACCAAAAUAUAUAACUCCGGUGGAGGGAGACCUGUGACAGCCUCUAAAGAAGCCGUUCCUGUACUAUUCAAGGCUCCUUUUACAUCUAGAAAGAACCUAUUGAAUUCCAGUUUAUGAACGCCAAAAAGCAACAGUGGCACCUGACUCAAGUAGAGCAAAACGCCUUUUGGCGGCACAAGGUGUUAAAAGUCAAAAAAUAAAGUGAAAAGUAACAGUAGAUACAAGACACAAGUGGUAUAUAAUAAGAUAUCUCCCAGAUAGUACUGCAACUCAACCCGUAGAACGCCAACGGUGACAAAAUCCAAAAUAUACUCCAAUUUACUCAAAUUAGUAAUAGUUACAGUUUUUUUCUUUUAAUUAACGUAUUAUAUGAAUAAGUUUGAUUUAGAUCUAUUUAUUCAUACAUGAAACUAGUAAUCAUUGAUUACUUCUCUGAACUGAACUUGUCUAUUGUUUAUUAAAGAUCUAUUUAUUUUUUAACUUAAUUAGGAAUGAGCUGAAUGUGAUGUCAUAGUAGUUUUUAUAAUACAGUGAGGAGAUUUAGGUUGGAAUAAAUUUGAUAUUUUCUUAUUAACAAUAUUUUAACACAUGUUUUUCGAAGCAUCUACACUCAACAGGUAGAUGUGAGUAUGGCACUAGCAUAGCUGAUCUAAAUCACAUAUUCUAACUAUCUCUUACAUCUUACAUCUCAAUCUACCACUUACUAGUUAUAAAGAACCUGAUAGAGAAGUUUGCAGAAUACAACAAAUCAUUGGCACUAAUCCACUGAUAUGCGUGGACUAACACUAACAGAAAGAAUUCGAUAUCAUAUUAAGUCAGCAAAAAAUGUUAAAAGUAUUUCACUUCUUCUCUUCAAACGAAUCACUUUAAAAAGUAUUAAAUUCAGUCCUAUCUAAACAUCCUCACUGUAUAUUUUUAUGUGUAAAUUAUAAGUGCCUUCAACAGCAAGAUCUAAAAUGUCUUCCAAAAAGAUGUCACUAAUAGAACUGUUCCAAAGACGAAAAAGGAAUGAAACAAAACAUUGAAUGCAAUAUUAGUACCUACUGUUUAUAUGAGUUCAUUUUUUUCGUCUUGGUGGAUGGUAUCAAUAUGUGGGAUCUUGAAUAGUUGAGUUGAAUUAUGUUUAUUUACUAUUAAAUUUAAAUAUUUAGAAAAUAUUAUUAUAUUGUAGGUAAAAUAUAAUAUACCUUGAUUAAUUA